Molecule: messenger RNA, 1743 nt
Organism: Pygocentrus nattereri (red-bellied piranha)
Lineage: Eukaryota; Metazoa; Chordata; Actinopteri; Characiformes; Serrasalmidae
Gene: cdpf1
Product: cysteine rich DPF motif domain containing 1
Exons: 3
Coding region: 56-397 (113 amino acids)
Source: RefSeq, a predicted model, not a curated record
UGACGCUCCUUCCACUCAGGCAAUGUGAUCAUCAACACACACCAGAAGAAAUAAGAUGGACUCGAGUGAGGGAGUUGCCAGAGGAGCGUUCACAUGCGAGCUGUGUGAAUUAUCAAGUCCCUACACAUUUUACGGGCAGAAGCCUCCAAACACCAGAGGCAUUGUGCUACUGGAGGAAUGCUAUGGUAUGCGUGAUCCCUUUAAUCCAGAGAAAGAGAAAUUCCUCCUGUUGGGGUCUAAGUGUAGUGUGUGUAACAAGACUGUGUGUGUUGGCACGGAGUGCAGCCUCUUCUACACCAAACGCUUCUGCCUACCAUGUGUGAGGGAACACCUGGACCAGUUUCCAGAGCAGAUUCAAACAGAGCUGGCCAAGAAAAAAUCUGCUCAGAAAACUUGAUGUCCGUCUCCUGUUCUGUGGACAAAGGGCAUUUUGGAUGUGAUGGAUCUAAAAUGCUGACCUGAUCUCUUAUGUCCCUGUUUUGUGGAGCUGAAUUGGAUCAUGAUUUUGGGUGGUCUCUGGAUGUAUUGAGCCAAACUCUCGUGACAGAUGGUCUCCAGAAGAUGAAUUAUAGUGAACAUGCAGCCAAACAUGCAAGACAUUGUGUUUGUGGUGGCUCUGUGGAUACGGCUUUGACUAUGUUGAUACUGCUUCAAGUUUCAAGCUGUUUGUUGUUCCAAAGAGGAAGCCCCUGAAAUGAAGGACCCUCUUAUAGAAGGUAUCUGUAUUAUUUGGAGCCUAGUUUGAGGCAUGGGGAACUGAGAAGUGGCUUGGUUUUCCACUGAAUCACAAACCUCUGCAGUUCUGUCCUGUCCUGUAGAUGCUAUUAGGAUGUUUGAAGCAGAGUGAAUUCUCAUCAUUGUUGGAAAAAGGAACUUGGAAGACGGUUUCAAAUCUCAUCUAAGAUUGGGAAGUCUUAGCAUCUCUGUAUUUCUGGCACAGUGUGACAUCAAACAUUUACUGAGACAUUGAUAACAAACAUGUUAAAUGCAAAGUUGAAGCUGAAUACCUGAAUUUUUGAAAACUAGUAUGUAUGAAGAUUUGUGGGUUUUUUUUUUUUUUUGUUUGUUUGUUUUUUUUUUUUUUGUUCUCUUCUGCUUGAUGUCAAAUUCAACCAUGAAAUAUUUUUGAGAUUCUUUACCAAUCCCAUUCCUGUUUCCAUAUUUAAAGGUGCAGUGUGUAAGAGUGGGAUCUAUUAGCAGAUAUGGAAUCUCUAGAGUGCCUUUUGUGCUUUUACACUGAAACUACAGCUUGAAUUUGGUGGUGCUGUUGCACUGGUUGAAAGAUGUAGAAAAAAAAGAAGAAUCACUGGUUACUGCCAGCACUGGCUAGCCAUUUUGUAUGGUAAGAAUCUACAACCUUACCAGUAGAUGUCACUACAUUUUAUCUUACACGCUGCACCUUUAAUGACACGAGUCACUUAAGAAACUAUGACAGGCCCGAACAGCAUUUUAGUGCUUUGAAUGCUUGCUGGUGUUUUCAAACAAAUAUUUGAAUACUCAUUCUCAUCACUCCCCCUAAAAAUUAAUUAAUUAAUUAAUUUCAUAAUUAACCAUAAUUUGGAUGGUCUGUUUUCUUAAUCAAAUUAUUCCAGUUUUCAUUUUAUAAAGAGGAGUGUGGCUGUGUUCAGCCUUUAGCCAACCUUACUUGGGUAUGACAUGAUUCUGUGGCCUAACAUUGCAUUCAGUGUUCUGUAAAGUGGCAUUUUUUGAUUUUAUAAUAAAAUGUUUUGCUCAAAACACUAA